This is a messenger RNA of Exophiala dermatitidis NIH/UT8656, 5966 nucleotides long. Its product is annotated as NCS1 family nucleobase:cation symporter-1. Bases 4076 to 5755 code for a protein of 559 amino acids. NCBI's taxonomy places the organism in Eukaryota, Fungi, Ascomycota, Eurotiomycetes, Chaetothyriales, Herpotrichiellaceae. Gene Ontology annotation, cellular component: plasma membrane. Gene Ontology annotation, molecular function: nucleobase transmembrane transporter activity. The transcript has a single exon. Gene Ontology annotation, biological process: nucleobase transport; transmembrane transport. The record is from RefSeq and is a predicted model, not a curated record.
CAAAUUUUCAGUCCAAGUCAUUAGUACUAUACUUGCUGCCUUAGCUAAGCACUCCCGUACUGCUCUAUCACACUCCUUGGCUUCACAUAUACUCCCACGGGCGUGUGUUCAAGCUUAUAGCCAAAAGCCUUCGGUCCACCAUACUCCAGCCCUCUCGGGGUGUCUGUCCACCGUGGAGAGCACGCCAAACCAAGCACGGUCACCAUCAGCCCAUAGCGAUACUCUGGCACGCCUAGUGCAAGACCAGACUGAGUAUCAAGCACCGAAAUGAGAUCAGGGACAGUCGCAAUGUAGGUCUCCUUGCCGUCGUCACUGAUAUGCUUUGCGUAGAUGUUUUCAUUCUUGAACGGGAUCUUCAACACUCCUCCUUCAGCGACUGCCGGGCUGUCAUGGCCGCCUUCCUCUUCAUCCUCUUGAAUCUGUUUGAUGGUGAUUUCUCCAUAUGAAUGUCCCUUGAAGAGCCUGCGUUCGACCUCUACAAUCUUGCCUCUGAAAAGAACCUUGGCGGUUGUGGGACCACCCACGGCAUCGAUGAUUUGUUCUGCCACGGUAUGGACAGUGUUCUCUUGCUGUGCGCGUGCCACCGUUCUGCCGAUCCGCCAGGCCAAAGACACGGUAUUCAGCACCCCGUAAUCCCUUACCCGUUUUGCUGUUGUUGGUCUAGCUGCCAUGCCGACACGGGAGCCCAUUUCAGAGCAGGCUGCACGCAACGCACGGUCGACUAUCUCGUCGUCUGGGGAUUUGGUCAUGAUGAUCGUCUUUCCAUCACCUGAGGCGAUGGCGCAUGGAGUCAACUGCCCAGGUUCAUAGACUGCCAAGGUGGUUUGCCAGUACGUCGGAUAUGCUCGACCCAUCCAGUCGCCAUCAAUAAUGGGCCGGUCAAAAGCAUGAGACGAUCCUAUCAGCAUAGGUUCAAGACCAUUGGCACCGCCAAUUUCCAACCCCAUAAGGGCGUCGAAAGACUUAUGGCCAAAAUAUUCCAUCAAGUCUGCCACAGCAUGGGAGCACUCUGCCGAGUUCAAUCGUUCAAUCGACACGGCGGGCGAACCCAUCAUGCCGCUCCCUAUCAAUCGUCAGCUCCGCAGUCACACAAUAGGGUGCAUCCUCUCGAACUCACAGUAUAUCAAUGAGUCAUCAGGAAGCGAUGAGCUGUCAAUGAUCCGAACAGUAUGGCCUGCUCGAAUUUGGUCGCGGAGCUUAAGAAACUCGGCUUUGGGCGAUCCACCUCCCGCACAUCCCAGGAUAUAACAUCCGUCCCUGAUCCAUUCGAGGUCUUUCUCUGAAAGGAACCACUCAUCAAUGCCCGUCUUGGCGUUGCGUGUGAUCUUUGGUCGAUAGGCGUCAAAGUCGAAGCGCGUUUGUUUCUCCGUAUUCGACACCGCGGCCGGCUUGGACACGUUCUCGGUGAAGGAGUCGUCGUUGUUGUCAUCUUCGUCCCCAAGGCUCUUGCUGUCAGAAAUGUAGCCGGUGGAGAGGUCUCCAACGGCCUUCACGAUGAUCCGGAUCUGGCCGGACACAUAAGGGAUUGGUAAGGUCUCCAUGUCCACCACGGAGACAGUGUCAGGGUUUGCUCCCGCAGCAACUGCAUUCGCAAUAGCUUGGGAUUUAGCAUGUUCCAAGGCCUCGGUAACCGUCAUAUCGUCAGUCACAUAGAUGGUGUCGACAGUUCCGCAAACACGAGAGAUGGCGGCUCCCACGGCGUUGGCCACCGAAUGGAACUUCGGCACAAUGACUUCAGUAACGCCAUCCAGCUCUGACGGGCAUACAAUGGAUCCUCCACCGACCAGAAGGACUGGAAGUGGUGCCGGCGUCAGCUUUAAUCUAUCGAUCACGUUCUCAAGCAUCUUCUUGAUUCGAGCUUGUGUCCGACUGAUCAGUUCAGGACUUAGGUCUGAGACUUUGCUGGGGUCUCCAAUCUCUUCCCCGUUCGCCACCGCGAUAUCCGUGGCUGUUAGGACAUCGCCUCCGAAGACCUUUGCUUUGGUAGUGAGUUGAUAUCCAACCGAGUCCGGGCCGACUAUCACGUCGGAACCGUGCUCACGGACGAUGGAGCCACCACCGAGACCGAUGGACUCGAGAUGAGGCAUAGGGAAGUUCAUUGUGACACCGGCAACAGUGACAUAGGCACUUGCUGCUCGCGGAAAGCCUGAUGGGAGGAGGACGCCGCAAUCAGUCGUCGUCCCCCCAACAUCGGCAACGAUUGUGGAUACUCGUUCCUCGUUCUUUCGUCCCGAUUGAGCAAGACCAAGGUAUGCAGCACCUCUCAUGGAAUUUGUGGGCCCCGACGAGAAGGUUUUGAUGGGUAGACCUGCGGCAGAGACAGAAUCGAUCACUGUGCCGUCAUUCUGAGAAAUGAAUAACGAACAAUCCAGUCCCAGACGUCUCAUGGCUGCUCGGAAGCCCCGAAUGGUGCGCCUAGCAAACUUGAGAAUGGAAGCGUUCAAGAUUGAGGCGUUCUCCCUUUCCAGCAGACCGAUGUUCGAAACCUCGCAUGAGCAGACAAUGUCCACACCUGGCAAACGUUCUUGCAUGAUUUUCCGAACAUGGUGUUCUUGCUCGAAAUGUUUGUCAAUCGGAGAGAAGAUGCCCGAAAUCACCACCGCAUCGAUGCCAAGUUCUUUGAUCUUGUCGCAUUCUCUGAUGAUCUGCUCCUCGACGAUCGGUGCCUCUUGAGAGCCAUCAAUAUGGAGGCCUCCAUCAGCAAAUCCACAGUAGCCUUUCAGGAGCUGAGCGAGGUCGGGCGGGAAGUCCGAAAAAGGUGGGAUAUCCUUUGUGAAACUCUUCGACAAUCUGAUAACUGCAACCUUGGAAAGCCGCCGCGUGUCUCGUUCAAUGACAGCAUUCAAGAAAUGAGUCGUGCCAAUGAUCAGACAGGCGAUCUCUGAUGCGCGUUCUUUUCCAAGUUGAGCCAGCACGUUACCGACCGCUGUCUCGAUGCCAUCCGUCACAUUCGGCCCUGUCGUCGGCGUUUUAUGGAAAGCGAGCACUCCCCGAUUCUCUUGGUCGACGGCAUCCAAGUCGAGGAUGACUGCGUCAGUGUUAGUGCCGCCAACGUCGACGCCGAUUCUGAGAGACCUUGUCCGGAUUGAACCCAUGAUGUCGACUGAAAACUGCACCGAUACCUGGGAAUAUCCUAUGUCCGUCCAAGGCUAAGAAAUUCGAUUGUAUUAUUUUAUACUCGCCUCUGUCCAGAUGAAGAACCUGGCCGAGUUGCCCGAUAGGAUGUGUAACGUGAAUGCAUAUUGACCGGCGCUAGGUGUUUGGAACCCACAAUUUCGGGGUAAUCGAGAACGGAGCCAUAGAGCGUCGAGCAUGGCAAUCAGAACCACGAGAUACCGGCUUUGCACCACACUCGGAUCGUGUGCACUAUCCAAUUUUGGGCAGCCGCAUGUUUCUCUUACGGAUUCGAACCUGAAAUAAAGCCUGUGCCUCGGGUAAGUUUACAUAAUAUUUUCCGCUUACCGUCCCCACAGAUAGGUCAAGAUAGGCUUUGACGGUCAAACCGGUUAUUAUGAUUGGCCAGAUUGAUAUGAGAUAGGUUUUCCGGGACUGGAAGAGCGGGUCUGUUCGGUCUUGAACAUUUAAUUGGACCCCGGGGCUCUUGGAUAGGCACCCAUCGUUAACUCCACCCGCUGCUGAACUCCAGACGUACCACGCGACCGGGUUCGACAGUGGUAAGGGGCUAGAAGGCUGUCUUCUCACCGAAGCAACCUCCUCCUGCCUGGCCAGCCUAUCAUUGUCGUUCUAUGCAUCUGGCCUUGUACCGCUUCGGGCGCUCCAAGUCAGCAGUCCCUCACAGAUAUCCUUCCAGCCCUUCUCCACGCCACCGCACAGUGGAUCAUCUGGUGACUGGUAUCUUCGUACACCUUACAACUCGAGAAGAUAGAGGUACCUUGUUAUCUUGCACAUCUUCCUACAUUUACAGAAGCGCUCGUCCGCGUCGCUGGAGGCAGGCGCUCGAAUUCUUCUCUUCAGCUGUUUCGAAGAACGGCUGCCUCUUUCUCUCUCUCUUUGAGCAGAAAUAGUCUAUGCUUGAGCAAUUAUUCUGAUUCACAACCCUCCCUUUUGCCGCAAGAUGUCGUUCACAAGGCGACUUCGCGAGUUCAACCCGCGCUCGUUCCAAAUCCGACUGCCUGGAGAAUCCUCUGUGUGGAUCAAUGAUGAUAUCCGCCCGUUGCCCCCUUCUCGUCGCCUCUGGGACACGAUGGCAUACAUCUCCUUCUGGGCCAUCAACCAAAUCGCCCUGAGUAACUGGCAGCUUGGUGCCUCUCUGAUCGCAGUUGGGCUGUCGGUCUGGCAGACCAUGAUUGCUGUCAUAAUUGGAAAAUGCAUAAUAGCAGGAGUGGCCCUCUGCAACGGAGCCAUCGGAGCGAAAUGGCAUAUCGGGUUUCCAGUGCUUUCGCGCAGUAUCUGGGGUGUUUACGGGGCAUACAUCAUCAUCGUUCAACGUAUCGUUCUGUCCCUGACCUGGUUUGCGGUUCAAUCGUGGACAGGAGGACUCUGUGUCUCGGCGGUUUUGAGCUCGAUAUUUUCUUCGUACCACCACAUGGAAAACACACUCCCUGCUUCCGCCAACACGACAACGAAGAACUUUGUUGGGUGGGUUGUAUACAACAUCAUCACGAUCCCCAUCCUCUACAUACCGCCUGAAAAAACCCGACGGCUACUCUACGUCAUGAAUGGCAUUUCCUUCGCCACACUCGUCUCGAUCAUGAUCUACGUUCUUUCCGCGGCACAUGGUGCUGGGCCGUUGCUGUCUGCUCCUGCUACCGCCAAAUCUGGAAGCGCACUAGGCUGGGCUAUUGUACAAGGUAUUACUACUGUCAUUGGUGGUAUCGCUGUGGGCCUUACGAAUCAGGCGGAUUAUUCACGGUUCGCUCGACGACCCGGAGAUCAGAUCUUUGGGCAAUGGUUCUCGAUCAUCACACUGGGCACGAUAUUGCCGCUGUUCGGGUGUUUGACGGGUUCCGCAUCCAUGAAACUGUACGGCGAGGCCUACUGGAACCCGCCGGACCUUUUACUGCGAUGGCUGGACAACGACUAUAACGCCAAGUCCCGAGCCGGUGCCUUUUUCGGCGGAGUUGGACUUGUGAUCUGCCAACUGGCCAUCAACACAAUUGACAACGCUUUCUCAGCUGGCAUGGACAUGUCAGGCUUCGUCCCCAAGUACUUCAACAUUCGCCGUGGAGCCUACUUUGCCCUCAUCCUUUCCAUCGCCAUGUGUCCGUGGGAACUGCUUGCCUCGGCCGGGACGUUUAUCAGCGUCAUGUCGGCAUACUCGGUCUUCUUGGGCCCCAUGUGCGGCAUUCAGAUCUGCGACUACUUCUUCGUCCGGCGACGACUGGUCAAGCUCACCGAUCUGUACAGCCCGUCCAAGUCCGGCCUCUACUAUUACUUCAAGGGGUUCAACCCGCGCGCCUUUGUCGCCUGGGUGUGUGGCUGGGCACCGCAGUUGCCGGGAUUCGUUGCCAACGUCAAUACCACCGUUACCGUUCCCGAGGCCAGCAUGGAGAUGUACUAUCUCGCAUUCCCGCUGGGUCUCGCCAUCAGCUUCACCGUCUAUUAUGUCUUGAACCGCGUCUUCCCGCCUCCUGGAAUCGGCGAGUACGAUGACGUCGAUUACUAUGGCACAUUCAGUCCUGACGAGGCAGCCAAGCUGGGAGUGGCGAUUGUGGAAGUGUCCACUGGUGAGGAAGAUCUGACUAUGGAGAAAGGCCACAUGAAUCAGUAUGUCACUGCAGAGAAACAGGGUUAAGUUAGAUAAGCAAGAGGAAUUGAGAUUGGAAAGGGAGAAAGGUGGAUAGUUUAGGUAGUUGUUGUGAUGACGAUCGUGCCAAUGUUUUUACAUAUACUAGAGUUUACGAAUAUCAUUUGUGCAAUGUGGUCGAAUUUGCCUAAUGUCCUACGCAUGCCCGCUUUUGUCAAAUAUAAUGUAACUGGCCGAAAUAAAUACCUUGCUUUUCCCG